Messenger RNA from Stegodyphus dumicola, 2577 nucleotides. RefSeq names its product Rab geranylgeranyltransferase subunit alpha (gene RabGGTa). Gene Ontology annotation, biological process: protein geranylgeranylation. Gene Ontology annotation, cellular component: cytoplasm; Rab-protein geranylgeranyltransferase complex. NCBI's taxonomy places the organism in Eukaryota, Metazoa, Arthropoda, Arachnida, Araneae, Eresidae. The record is from RefSeq and is a predicted model, not a curated record. Gene Ontology annotation, molecular function: zinc ion binding; protein binding; Rab geranylgeranyltransferase activity.
CAGCUGUCUGUCUGUCUGCUUGUUUACAUCACAACACCAACAACACCUGAUUGCCUUAGCUGCAGCAAGUAGACGGAAUUGGUAUUAGUCAUAUAUCGAGCUGAUUUUUUACAGAAUUUCUAAUUAUGCAUGGACGAUUAAAAGUGAGAACUACUGAAGAACAAAAAGAAGCUAAAAAACGUGAACAGCAAGAAAAGUUGAAGAUUUAUUUAGGAGCUACAAACAAAAUAUUCUCUAAGAGAGAAAAAGGAGAAUAUGAUGAAGAGGGACUUGAGUUGACUGGAAGACUUCUUGAACAAAAUCCAGACUUUUAUACUUUAUGGAAUUAUAGAAGAGAAAUUUUGCUUUUUUUAAAACCUAAAAAGAACCAAGAGGAAUUGAAAGCUCUAACAUUAGUGGAAUUAGGUUUGACCCAAAAUUGUUUAAGAGUUAAUCCCAAAUCAUAUGGAGCAUGGCAUCAUCGUUUCUGGGUUAUGGAGUUUGAUCCUGAUGCUGACUGGAAAAAAGAAUUAAAAUUGUGCGGAUAUUUUCUGUCUAAGGAUGAAAGAAAUUUUCAUUGCUGGGACUAUAGACGCCUUGUUGUCAAAAAAUGUGGAGUUGCUCCUGAAGAGGAAUUAACUUAUAGUACAGAAUUAAUAGAAGCAAAUUUCUCAAAUUAUUCUGCCUGGCAUUAUCGUAGCACAUUGUUACCCAUUGUAUAUCCAGAUCAUUCCAAAGGAUCUUUGAAAGAAGACAUAUUAUUAAAAGAAUUGGAUAUAGUCCAAAAUGCUGCAUUUACUGAUCCCAGUGAUCAAAGUGUAUGGUUUUAUCACCGAUGGCUCUUAGGAAGAAGCAAAAUUCCUCUUCAGAUAUUGAAUAUUACUGUACUUAAACCUAAAAAAUCUAUAGCUGUACUGUUUUCUGAACCAAUCAAGAUCCAUAGUAAAUGUUUGAAAUUACAAGUCAAUGAACUUUCCCUUGAUGUCACAUGGAAUGCAGUUUCUUCUUUGACAUCAGGUUCUUCAAUCUGGAUAUGCAACUUGCCAUGUGACAUAGAUCUUGAAGAUGGGAAAAGCAAAAUUUCUGUUAGUCUUGAGAUGGGAAAUUGUGCAAGUUCUUUAGUUUGUCAUGUAAGUGGAAAUAAAUCAUUUGCUUGGAGGAAUGCGGAUAGAACUGAUGCCUUCCGGUCUGAACUUAGUGCUGCAAAAAAAGAAGUACUUGAACAAGAAUUAGAAUCAUGUCAACAGUUAAAUGAAUUGGAACCAGACUGUAAAUGGACUUUGUUUACAUCUAUUUUGAUAAUGAGAGCUUUAAACGAUACAAAUUUUGGAAUUAAUUGGUCAGAUUAUAUGGAGCAACUUAUUAAAGUGGAUGCAUCAAGAAGGAACUACUACAAAGAUUUAGGUAGUAAAUUUGUAAUAGAAGACAUAAUUGAAACUCUUCCGAUGGAAGCAGAUAAAGUGAAUUUCUCCAAUAAGAAAUUAACAAGUUUACAUCACUUUGACCAACUUCUAUUAAUAGAAAAAAUAGAUCUAUCAUCAAAUUAUUUAACAUCAAUUUAUCCCCUUUGUUUCUUGAUAUGUGUGAAAGACAUUAACCUAGAUAAUAAUCAACUGACAAAUCUGGAUGGUUUAGAAAAUUUACAGAAUUUGAAAUAUCUAUCUGUGAAGAAAAAUUUAAUUUAUAUAAAUUCUUUAGCUGUCUUGAAGACUUCUAAUUCUAUUGAAGAACUGCAUCUUGAAGGCAAUCCUGCUGUAGAUGAUUCAGAAUACUCAACAUUACUGAAAACAUUUCCACAGCUCAAAUUAAUUGAUGGCAUUCUUGUAUAACAUAGUUUCCUUUAUAAUGAAUAUUACAACAUAACUAAUUAUAAUCAUAUAAUUCCUCUCUUUCACAAAAUUAUAUGUUUAUGAACUGCUUUGUUUCUAGAAAGAAUUUACUGCUUCAAUUCAGUGUAAUGAAUCUAAUGAAAUGCUUUUCAAAAGCUACAAAAUGGAAAAUUACAUUGUAUGUUUUUGUGUGUCUCAUAAAAAUAUAUAUUUUUUUAAAUUGUUGAACAAAUCCAAUUUAUAAUUUACUAAUGUGUGUUUUGUUUUUAGAUUACUAUGAUUAAAAAAUUAUUUUUCAAAAACUAAAAUUAGCAAGAUCGAUUUUGAAAUAAGAAUGUUAAUUUUAAAAUUUUAUUAUUAGAAUAACAAGUGCAAUAAAAUAUUUUUAUUGAAUAUAUUGUCACCUUUGUCAAAAUUUUUGCUUUACCAGAUUUUAAAGAGGUGGAAUUUUUAGUUUCCAAUAACAAGAAUAGCCAAUAUACAUAUCUAAAAACAAUUUCAUUAUGAAGAUUAUAGAUGUACUUUUAAGUAAAUUUUAGAAAAAAGGAAAUUGCUGAUUAAAAAAAAAAGCUCUGCAUUAACUCAUAAGAUACUAAUAGCAACAUCUUUUCAUACUACCUUUCUUUGAUUAAAAAUGUCUCUCAAAAUGACAAAAAGUAUAAAUGUCAAGUCAAAAACUUUUGCCUUUUUAUGAAUCUACAAGCAAAAAGGAGCUUAAAAAAAAAAAAAAAAAAAAAAAAAAAAAAAAAGCAGCAAUUAUUUUUUAAAA